Spirometra erinaceieuropaei is the source of this 732-nucleotide messenger RNA. NCBI's taxonomy places the organism in Eukaryota, Metazoa, Platyhelminthes, Cestoda, Diphyllobothriidea, Diphyllobothriidae. The record is from the annotation of a GenBank genome assembly.
AUGAUACGUCAGCUCCACGACGGGAUGAUGACGCCCGACACAGACAACGACGCCAUAUCCGCGGCAUUCGCAGUGACCAAUGGAAUGAAGCAGGGCUACGUACUCGCUCCCACCCUCUCCAGCCUCAUGUUACUUCCUACGCUGAUGGUGGACGCCUACCGGGAUGAGCACCCGGGGAUAAGCAUCGCCUACAGAACGGAUGGACAUCUUCUCAAUAGCAUGGGCAUGCAGGCUCGAGCACGGCUAUCUACGACCACUAUCCACGAUCUGCUCUUAGCUGACGACUAUGCACUCAACACACUGACCAAAGUACACAUGCAACGCAGCAGGGAUCUCUUCGCCUCCGGUUGCGACCACUUCGGACUGACCAUCAAUACGAACAAAAGGGGGGUCAUGUAUCAACCACCAACGAACGCCGAAUACAAUUCUCCUCCAAUCACUCUCAGCCGCAACCACCUCCAAACAGUGGACAAAUUCGCCUAUCUACCAAUCACACUCUUGCGAAACACACACAUCCACAAUGAGGUCCUCCGUCGGCUCUCCAAAGCCAGCCAGAAUUUCAGCCGGCUGCAAGUCUACGUGUCAAAUUACCCACGGCCUUCAAUUGAACACCAGACUGAAGAUGUACAAGGCCGUCGUCUUGACAACGCUUCUCUACUGAACGGAGGCAUGCAUCCUCCACACAAGCCAUGCCAGGCAGCUCAAUUACGCCAAUCUCAUCAAACUUCGUAG